Messenger RNA from Nelumbo nucifera (sacred lotus), 1160 nucleotides. RefSeq names its product xyloglucan endotransglucosylase protein 6-like. The record is from RefSeq and is a predicted model, not a curated record. Gene Ontology annotation, molecular function: xyloglucan:xyloglucosyl transferase activity; hydrolase activity, hydrolyzing O-glycosyl compounds. Lineage: Eukaryota; Viridiplantae; Streptophyta; Magnoliopsida; Proteales; Nelumbonaceae. Gene Ontology annotation, biological process: xyloglucan metabolic process; cell wall biogenesis. Gene Ontology annotation, cellular component: cell wall; apoplast.
UCCCUACACUAGGCUCUAGCACUCGAGUCUUGGCAGAGUUCAUGCUUCAGCAGCGAUAAGAUUCGUCUUCUUAUGGCGGUUUCUCUUCCUCCAUUGUCGAUGUUGUUCGUCUUCUUUGUCUUCUACGAGGUUGUUUCAUUUCGUAUAACCAGCACACCAAGAUUCGAUGAGCUCUUUCAGCCGAGUUGGGCUCUUGAUCAUUUCAUCUUCGAAGGAGAGCAGGUUAAGCUGAAGCUCGAUAACUAUUCUGGUGCUGGUUUUGGUUCUAAAAUCAAGUAUCUGUUUGGUAAAACAACGAUUCGGAUCAAGCUCGUCGGAGGAGAUUCUGCUGGAACUGUUACUGCUUUCUAUAUGUCGUCUGACGGUGCAAAUCAUAAUGAGUUCGACUUCGAGUUCCUGGGGAACACGACCGGCGAGCCCUAUCUGGUCCAGACCAACGUGUACGUGAACGGCGUGGGCAACCGGGAACAGCGAUUGAACCUCUGGUUCGAUCCUACCAAGGAUUUCCAUUCUUAUUCCAUCCUCUGGAACCAGCGUCAAGUUGUGUUUCUGGUGGACGAAACGCCGGUACGCGUGUUCACAAACAAAGAGAAACAGGGGAUACCAUUCCCCAAGGACCAGCCAAUGGGUGUUUAUAACUCAAUAUGGAACGCCGAUGACUGGGCCACCCAGGGUGGCCGAGUGAAAACAAAUUGGACCCACGCUCCGUUCGUCGCCUCUUACACGGGAUUCGAGAUCGACGCUUGUGAGUGUCCGCUGUCAAUGGCGGCCGAUGAGAGCGCUCGGAGAUGCAGUUCGAGUGAGAAGAAGUACUGGUGGGAUCAGCCGGUGAUGUUAGAUCUGAACCCGCACCAAAGCCAUCAGCUGCUGUGGGUCCGAGCCAACCACCUCGUCUACGACUAUUGCACGGACGCUAGUAGGUUUCCAGUUACUCCUCCCGAGUGCGACCACCGUCACCACCCGUGAUUCAUAUUCUUCUUACUCGUCGUUCUUUACUGUUUCUGUGUAAAAACUAAAAAGCAGGACGUAGGUGAAGGUGAUGAUAAACAUGAAUUCCAUGUCCCCCCUCGCCCCUACAGCAAUGUAAAUAAGGAACUAGUGGAAAUCAAAAUAGAAGGCAUGAGUGGGUGGACCGGUGGACCCGCUACGGCUUACCUCAA